AGUUUUCACAGGCUUGGAACAGUGUCGCGUUUUUCAGUUCGUUUUGGCAAGAGUGGAGCAAAACGCCUAGUCGAUGGAAAAUUUCACGAACAAAGCAGGAAAAACAAAAAGUUCGUUUCCGUUUUUCAUUGCAGAUUUACUACAAGUACUUCAAGUUGAAAGAGGACAACAAAAAUGCCGUCCGUCUGUCAGCACCUCUUCUCCUCUUUUCUGCAAUCACACGAGGAAACAGCGGGUGCUUUCCAACACACCAUCAAGAAUCUCCUUUUCAAACAGGAUGACAAGGCGUUUCACAUUGCCGGGAAUCACGACUGCAAGCAACCGUUGCGACCAGGGACGAUGCUGGACUGGACAGGAGGUGCUCCUUCAAGAACCGCAGGGAACAGCUCAAAAAUUUUACCGGGUCAACAAGUUGUAGGUGGUAAUCAAGCCGUCACCUUCCAGCCGCUCGGGGAACCACAGGCAACAGGCCAGGAGGUAGGGCUGCACGAAGGCAAGAGGACAGCAGGUGGUUCUAGUAACGGAGCUGACAUCAUCUCCACAGAACACCACAAACCCCUGCCUGAUUUACCCGCCGACGUGAACGCGCAGCCGGAUUUUGCAAAUUCUUUACCGGAGAUCAACGCGGUCGAGGGGAUUGUCAACCGCAUGGAGGAUUUGAAAGCCACGGCGAGACAGGAGCUGCAGGGACAGCUCCUCCAUUUAAUGAACCUGAACAACGCGGAGAAUUCAAUUUUGAAAAAUCUGAAAGUGACGACGCAAGCCGCGAAACUGGAGCGGUUUGCGCAACAGCGGGAUUUGCGGGAAUUUAUCGAGGAAGACGUGGUCAUCCGGCCCGUUGAGGAUAGUAAUAGUGCCGCCUCGAUGCUGGAGGAAUUUGGAGGAGGCGAAAAUAGAACUUCAAUUGGAAGUUUUUUGAGAUGA
Molecule: messenger RNA, 924 nt
Organism: Amoebophrya sp. A120
Lineage: Eukaryota; Dinophyceae; Syndiniales; Amoebophryaceae
Source: the annotation of a GenBank genome assembly